Messenger RNA from Cylindrotheca closterium, 1221 nucleotides. NCBI's taxonomy places the organism in Eukaryota, Bacillariophyta, Bacillariophyceae, Bacillariales, Bacillariaceae. The record is from the annotation of a GenBank genome assembly.
AUGAGAGCGAGGAGGCCAGAACAAGAAGCAUCACGGCGACGAAGAGCGGAGGCAUCAUCAUUGCUAUCUGCUGUCGUUUUGGUGAUAUGUUUGGUCCAGACCCAAGCGUUGUCCAUGUCAUUGAUGGGUUCAAAUAAUAAGGGUGUCACAGUCAUUGCUGGAGCGACUGGUUACAUUGGAAAGAGUGCCGUUCGUGAAAGCGUCCGUCAAGGAUACAAAACUUUUGCCUUGAUACGGGAUCGAAAGAAGAUCGAGUCGAAGGAAGGAAAACGAUUAUACGGGGAUUACUUCGACGGCGCCCAAGUGGUAGAGGUCGAUGUUGCGGAUGAAGAAAGGCUAUUACAGGUCAUUUCGGAAAUCAAGGAAACCGAGGGUGAAAUCGAUUCGGUGGUGUCUUGCUUGGCAUCACGGUCUGGAAUCAAACGAGAAGCUUACAAUAUAGAUUAUCAGGCCACGCUGAAUUGUUUGAAUGCCGGUAUGGAAAACGAUGCCAAACAUUUUGUCCUCCUCAGUGCCAUUUGCGUGCGCAAGCCACUCCUACACUUUCAACGGGCCAAACUAAAGUUCGAAGCCGCAUUACAAGCACAAGAUAAGUUGAAAUAUAGUAUCGUCCGGCCGACGGCAUUUUUCAAGUCAGUGUCCGGGCAGUUGGAACGAUUGCAAGAGGGCAAGUCGUUCUUGAUGUUCCAAGACUCCACUCGGGCGAAUCCUAUCGCCGAGUCCGACCUUGCGACAUAUCUGAUCGAUUGCAUUGCUGACGAGAGUAGACACAACAAAGUUCUCAAUCUUGGAGGUCCAGACAAGGCCAUGACAAAGUUGGAACAAGGUGAAAUGAUGUUCCGAUCCGUAUCCAAGGAACCAAAGUAUAGUCGAUUACCGGUCGGGAUAUUUGAUGUAUCCAUCAAUGCGCUCCAGUGGCUGGCUGAUGUCUUCCAAAAUGAAAGCCUUGAAAAUGCUGCCGAACUGGGAAGGAUAGGCAAAUAUUAUGCUGUCGAGGAUAUGGUGACAACCGAACCUACAGAAAUGUACGGCACCAUUACCCUCCAAGAGCACUUUGACCGUAUCGCCAAAGAGGGACAAGAAUACGACCCCUACACAACCAUGACUGGAAUUAUAGGUCUGAUCGGCAAAGAUGGCGAAGAACAGAACAAUGGAGCAGUGUCAACAUCUGACAGCCUGCAACCAACCUCAAUUUUGGAAAAAGAAACCGUCGGCGUAUAA